UCAUUGGAAUUAAGGUAUCUCUUCCUACACGCAUUAACGAGUUAAUUUUCCACUUUUAACUCGAAUCUUAAUUACAAAAUGAAAAAAUAUACACGAAGAUGUCGAGGUUGAUUACAUCUCAUAAAAUACGACAUAUGUCCUUAUAAGUGUCUGUUUGUUCAUUUGCAGCGGCUCAGAAAAGUAUUUGGAUACUUGUCAUCGAAAAUUUUUACGCAUAUUUUAUGUAUUAUAUAAAACAUUUUUAAAUCUCAGAUCAUCAUGAUUAUACCAAAGUAAAAGUAAAAUUGAAAUAGAAAUUACAAGAUGUUUAUUAUGAAUAAGUAUGUAUUUAGCAAAAAAUUAAUAUACAUAUGUACGUAAUGCCAUGAAUAAUCGAUCUAAGUGCAUAAUUAGUGUCAGAGAUGUCCCAUAUCUUUAAAUAUUGAAGUUUAUUGACGUAGUGAAUGAUCAGUUGUACAGAAUAUUUUGUAGCUUUUGUGUACAUUUUCAACUUUGUUUCAAAUUUUACUAAUAUAAUUACGAUAGUAUAUCUCGCUACAGCGUUAAUGAAAUUUCAAAAUGUUUCGUAUGGCACGUAUAACAUAUUCAUAAAUGUUUUCUGUAUGUAUCCAAAUAUUUUCGCAACUCAUUCUAUUAUUCUUUGCCAUUCUCAUAAAUUCGUGGAAAUAGAUAUUAUAGACCAUAAUCGAUGAUAAAAUUUCAUUGCAUGAUGUUCGUUUCAGGUAUUAUCAUUUCUCUUUCGUUCACCGGUCAGUUUAAUUAUCUUAAUAUAGCUCUGGAACAUCAGGAAUCUUAAGCAGGCAGUUAUAAGCUAUUGUUACUUCAAUGGAUCGCGAUCGCAAGCGAAAAAUUCGUAAAAAAACUAUUAAAUUAUUAUUUUAGUACAAUAUAGAAUUUACAUUUUCCAGUAGGAAAAAAGAAAGAAAAAAGAAAAGAAUAUCGAAUGAACGAUUGCCAUGUUGCCUUCAAACACGUAUACCGUUUGAAGUUAUUUGUAGAAAGAUAAAUGCUGCGGAUUAUCUACAAGUUUAUGUAAUACUAGAUAUUUAAAUUUGGUCUUAAAACCAUAUUUCUGUUGUUAUAACAUACCGAACAUCCUAACGUACUAUAUCGUUAGCUAAGCGAGUCAUUGAACCGUCGUCAGCGUCGUAUAUUGCCCGCAGUUACUUAACGUGUUGCAGUAGAAAAUCGGCGUUUGCCGCGGCAAGAGUACAGCUUUUUGACAAAAAUUCUAAUCGACAAAUUGUGACAAAGCGCAACAUUCACAAACGACGCCAAGAUAAUAAUCAUCGAAUUAAUUGAAUUUAUGGAUCUCGAUGAAGUGAUCUGUGAAUUUCCUCUCACGGAACAAUCUAAACGAGAAUUGUAGCAUUGUUUUGAAGUCUUGGUUCGGUGAGAAAAAGAGCCACGCGGUCUCCCUCCACACGGAAAAUGGGUGGUCUUAUUGAAUUUUUCCUUUUUUUCGGAGUCCUCUUCUAUUUCUUCAACUUCGGGGCUUCCAGUAUGAUCGAUAUAGUUGCAACACGUUUGCAAGAAGUGUAUGCAAAAUGGAACCGCAGAACGGAGAUAAAGCGAGACCCAGAAUCGAGUACAGCUCGGUUUUCAAUAAAAGAACUUCGGCGAACUGGUCAACAAAUGUAUAAAAAAAAGUUACAAGACAAGGAACAAGCAAGAAAAGUUCGGGAAACUUCUUUAUUUCAAAUCAAAGAGUCUGAACCAUUAAUCCCUACUGUUGCAGAGAGCUCUUUAUUUCUACACUAUUGCUGCAGCAAUUGCACUCCGUCAUCUAGAAAUUCAUUAGUAAAUAUUGUUAGUAAGCAAUAUGCGCCUUUUGGUACAAAUGUUCUAUUAAUGGAGUCACAUCAAUCGCUAUUCCAUAGAAUAUUACCUCGUGCGAUACGCGUUUGUUCUUUUAAAGAACACGAUUAUUCAAGGGAUUCAAUCCUAGAGAGUGAUAAUUUAAAAGAAGCAACAAAACUGGUUGCUUCUGAAAUAAUUAAGGAUGAGGGUUGUAGUGAAACAGUUGCCCUGGAAAAAGCAAAAGAGAGAGCCAAGACCAUACUAACACAAAUGGAAAGCAAACCAAACAAUCUUUUCAUUAGACUUACAGCAUGGAUUACUUAUGUACUGUUCCCAUGUUUUAUACAAUCUGUUAUAAUAUUACCAUCUCAAAUAGAAAUGUUAAAGAAAGCAAAUGAGACUGGUCUUCCUGUGAUAUUACUUCCUUUACAUCGUAGUCAUAUGGAUUAUUCUAUAAUUACCUUCCUUCAUGUAAUGUAUGGUAUUAAAUGUCCAUUAAUUGCAGCUGGGGAUAAUUUAAAAAUACCAUUUUUUGGGAAGCUUUUGCGAGGUUUGGGCGCAUUCUUUAUAAAACGUCGAAUUGAUCCUGUCAUAGGCCGCAAAGAUAUUCUUUAUCGUGCCAUUCUUCAGACAUACAUAGUGCAAAAAUUAAAAGAGGGUCAUAUUAUAGAAUUCUUUUUAGAAGGUACACGUACAAGAACUGGUAAACCAUGCAUGCCAAAAGGUGGCAUUUUGAGUGUCAUUCUUGAUGCAUACAUGGAGGGGAUUAUUGAAGAUGCAAUGAUAGUACCUGUCGUACCAAAUUAUGAACGUCUUAUUGAUGGGAAUUUUGUUCAAGAGCAUCUAGGUCAACCAAAGAGGAAAGAAACAUUUAUAUCUACAAUGAAAGCCAUGUUUUCUACUUUAUUAACAAAUUAUGGAGUUAUGAAAGUUGAUAUUUGUCAACCCUUCUCACUUAAGGAAAUGUUAAAGUCUUUCCAAAAUCAAUCAAAAUUGAAUGGAGUAAAAACACUUCCUGUUGAAAAGCCUUUAAAGUCUACAGUAUCUAGCUCAUCGCUAUAUGGUACAGAUGUAGUUGCAGAAGAAUACCGUCAACUAGUUGACAGUCUUGCGCGGCAUGUUGUGUAUAAUUGUAGUCAUGCAAUGCCAGUAAUGUCGACUAACGUUGUUGCAUUCAUCCUUCUAUAUAUAUUUCGAGAUGGUUGUACCUUGGAUGAAUUAGUUGAAGCAUUUGAUUUCAUAAAACAGCAGAUAGAACGUCAUACUAAAAACAUUGCAUUUUGUGGAGAAACUAUUGAUAUCGUAAAUCAUGCUUUAGACAUCUUAGGUCCAGAUUUAGUAAAACUAGAAAAUCAAAAAAUUAUAGAAACAGCUGAUAGUCAGCUAACUCAAUCAAAAUUCGUUACCGUAAUCCGUCCUAUGUCGUUUCUACCAAAUGUAAUCGAACUAUCUUAUUAUAGUAAUACAGUGGUAACAUUUUUUGCUGUGGAUAGCAUAGUGGUAACAGCUUUGUAUGCUGAAUUACAAUCACAAAUCAAUGAUCCUAUAGCUAUUGCUCAAAACAAUAUUAUAGUGUCCCAAGAUCUUUUGGUAGAAAAAUCACUUAAACUUUGUGAUAUUUUUAAAUACGAAUUUAUUUUCUGCAAGCCAUGUCAGGAAUUAGAACGCGUCAUUUUAGACACUGUAAUAAAUCUCUCACAUAAAGAGGUUAUUAUUUUACAAGAGGAAUCUUAUUUAGAAGAAGAACUAUGGAGUAAAAGAUUUGCAAAAAAUUUUGAUGAUAGUUCAGAUGAAGAAUAUCGUAAUAAGAAUAGCUCUAAAAGUAUUCGGUACAAAUUAAACUUAAUAUCGGAAUAUGCAAAACAUACGGAAUAUCUUCACACAAUGUUGCAACCUUUAGUAGAUGUUUAUACUUUUACUAUUUUGUCUCUUAAAGGAUUAGUAGGUCAAUCGCUAAGCGAGAAAGAUUUAAUUCAACAUAUUUUAAAUGACAUAAAGACGAAUGUAGAUAAUGGCAUAAUAAAAUACAGUGAAUGUAUAUCUAUUGAUUCGAUAAAGAAUGCCCUCAAAUUAUUUGAAAAAUGGAAUAUCUUAGAAUGUUAUCCACAAGAAAAUGUUAAAAUUUUCUACCUGAAAGAUGAAUAUGAUACAGACUCAGCUGUAAUGAAAAUCUAUGAUACAAUAGCAGCUUUCAGAUGGACUAAAAAUAUAAAUGAAAACAAAAAGAUGAUUUUGAAUUAAUGUCUAUAAUGUACUACUUUUUUAUAUCAACGAAUAACUUGCUAUGAAAAACUUUGUAAAUAAUGGUUUACAAAUAAGAAGUAUCACUUAACACGUUUGUUUCUAUAGUGCAUUAGAACAAAACAUCCAUCACUGAUCAAUAAUUGCGAAUUUUUUCAUCCAAGCAUGCUAAGUAUAAUAUAUCUAUUAAGUUGUCCGAAAAGUUCCUUUAGUUUCAUAAGGUGAUAAUAGAUGAGUAAUAAUUCUGAGAUAAUUUCUGUUUUAUAUUAUUUUAUUGAAUUAGGUAUGAUCCAUUUCGUUAUAUUUCUAUUAUGUUCGUGCAUAAUUCAAUAAACUAAUAUAAAACAAAAAACAUUGUGUGUCUAAAUUUCCUUAUAAAACGAAAGAAACUUUUCGUACAACCUAAUAUUUAUCCCACAUGUUAAGAUUAUAUCUAAAUUAACACAUACAUAUAUGAUACUGACAGCAAACGUGUUAAUCCCUUUAUACAUUAAAAAAUGUAGGUUAAAUAUUUAUUGCUCUGCGUAAAUAGUUCUAAAAUUUAUAGCAGAAACAGAGAAAGUUUAGAUUUGGGUUAUUAACUAUAUGUAAGAAUUCAAUAGCAGAAUGGCUAAUGUGAUAUUACAAUAUAUUAAACAUAUUAGAUUUAUUUCGUUAAUAAAGUAAUCUUAUGUACUAUUAAAUUCAGUGCUAAUAAC
Messenger RNA from Bombus pascuorum, 4739 nucleotides. It is a transcript of the gene mino, whose product is annotated as glycerol-3-phosphate acyltransferase 1, mitochondrial. The record is from RefSeq and is a predicted model, not a curated record. The transcript has 14 exons. Bases 1432 to 4041 code for a protein of 869 amino acids. NCBI's taxonomy places the organism in Eukaryota, Metazoa, Arthropoda, Insecta, Hymenoptera, Apidae. Gene Ontology annotation, cellular component: mitochondrial membrane.